This is a messenger RNA of Asparagus officinalis (garden asparagus), 4741 nucleotides long. RefSeq names its product protein transport protein SEC16B homolog. The record is from RefSeq and is a predicted model, not a curated record. The coding region runs from base 281 to 4741 and encodes 1486 amino acids. The transcript is spliced from 15 exons. Gene Ontology annotation, biological process: Golgi organization; autophagy; COPII vesicle coat assembly. NCBI's taxonomy places the organism in Eukaryota, Viridiplantae, Streptophyta, Magnoliopsida, Asparagales, Asparagaceae. Gene Ontology annotation, cellular component: ER to Golgi transport vesicle membrane; endoplasmic reticulum exit site.
ACAAAAACAGACGGGAGUUUUUAGAGAGAGAGAAAGAGACAAAAAGAAAUCCAAGGGAGAGAAAAUAAACCCUAAGGGCUUUCUUCAAUGGGCGAUUCGAUCUCGAUUUGAUACGAGAUUUAGGGCUUCAAUUCCCCUUCGAGUAUGAUUGCCUCUCGGAUCCGCGCUCGGAAACCUAAAAUUUAGCGGAUGAGCUUGGGUUUUCGAUCGGAUCUGGAAGGAAUCCGUGCUCUCUAUAGAUUUCUGUGAAGAAUUUAGGUUUUAGGUAUUUGGGGAUCACAUGGCAUCUUCCACUUCUAACUUCCAAUUUGAGGACCAGACGGAUGAGGAUUUCUUUGAUAAGCUUGUUGAUGAUGAAUUUGAUGGAUCUCAAUCAAAACCUGAGGAAAUGACUAGGGUUUUCUCGAAUCUAAGCAUUGGUGACGUUAUUGCUUCUUCAGAUGAUUCUGUGGAGCCCGAAACUGAUAAGAAAGUUGAAAGCACUGGAAAAGAUAAUGAUUUGAAGCCGGAGGAGGCUCCACAGAAGGGCCUUGUUGUUUUGGAUGAAAGUGUACCCUUAGAGUCCUUGGGUUCGUUUGAUUCCGAUAAUGUUGAUUCACAUGGUUUGACCACUGUCAAGAGUGAUAGCUCUAAAAGUACUAGUGUGAAAGAGGUCCAGUGGAGUGCUUUCAGCGUUGGUAGCUCCCAGGAAUUCGAGAAGGCUAGUGGGUUCGACGCCUAUUCGGAUUUUUUGACAGAGAAUUCAGAUGGGUUGGUUGAGAAGCCACUCGAGAAUUUUAUCUCUAAUGUAGGUUCCACUGAGCAACAAGAUGCUCAGUUUUAUGGUUCUACUAAUGAACAAACUGUCAAUGAGAAUGAUCCUCAGUGCUGGGAAAACCUUUACCCUGGUUGGAAGUUUGAUUCCAGUACUGGGCAGUGGUAUCAAGUGGAUAGUUAUGAUGCUGCGGCAGAUCCUCAAUUGGAUAAUACAAAUGUGGCUAAUGUUGCAUCUGUUUCUGAGAGUGUAGGUGUAUCUUAUCUGCAGCAAACUUCUCAGCCUGUAUUGGAGACUAUAGCCGAGGAGUGUACAGCGAGUAGUGUUAGCAAUUGGAAUAAUGCUUCUCAAGGGAGCAUGGAUUACCCACCCAAUAUGGUGUUUGAUCCUCAGUAUCCAGAAUGGUACUAUGAUACAAACACCCAACAAUGGCACGCUCUUGAGUCAUAUACUCAGAGAUUAGCAAAUAUUUCAAAUUCUACUCAGGACCUUUUGCCAAAGGAGAUGAAUGCUUUAGCAGGUAUCAGCUCUGAUCAGAACCAGGGUUCAUAUAGUAACUUUGCACAAUCUGAACAGCAUGGCAUUCAGGGCAAUGGUAGUCAAGAAUUUGAACAGGCUUGGGAUGCAACAGCGGGUGUUUAUGCCGGGCAGAACAGUGUAUAUAGUAAUCUCAGCCAGUCUGCAGCAUAUACCACCCAAAGCGAAGGUAGCAAAGUCUUUGGACAGACGUGGGAUGCAUCGUUGAGCAACUACAACCAAAGCAACACUAACAGCAGCCAAUCUGAGCAAACAACCAGAAAAGGUUGGAGUAGCCAAGAAUUUGGACAAAAUUGGAACAUGCCCAUGAGUAAUAGCAAUUCAUCCGUACAUUGUACUGCUCAAAGCCAGGGUAGCCAAGAUUUUGGACAGACUUGGGAUGCGUCGAUGAGUAAUUAUGCUCAACAAAACAGUCUGUACAGUAGUAGUAUCAGCCACGAUGAGCUGCAGGCCAGUCAAGGUCAGUUUAAUCGAGGAUUUGGAGGGAGUUGGGAUACAUCUAGGAGUUCUUUUACUCAACAAAACAUGUGGCAACCUCAAUCAGUUGAUAUGAGUGCACAUACUGCAGGUUUCUCUGGGAAUCAGCAAACUGGGAGCUCUUUUAGUUCAAUUCCAGGAAACCAGACGACUCAAGGAACUGGUUUUAAGGUCUUUGAACCUGUUGCAAGCCUAAACCAUGGCAGUAAAAAUUCCACUGCUGGAUUUCAGAGCUUUACUCCAAAAGAAAACACAUUUAAAUUUAGUCAACCAAAGGUGGAACAGACCCUGCAGGCACAUUUGGAAAAUAGCUUUUAUGGGGAUCAAAGCACAGUAAAUGCCCCUCAAUCUUCAUUCGAGGUUGCAAAUGCAUCUUACUCAAAUUUCUCUUAUACUCCCACUGAUGGUAGAUCGUCAGAUGGGCGCCCUCCGCAUGCUCUGGUUGCUUUUGGGUUUGGUGGAAAACUCAUAGUCAUGAAAAAUAACAGCUUGCUUGGUGCUCAUUUGGAUUAUGGAAGUCAGGAAAGCGCCAGCAAUGCAAUCUCGGUUCUUAACUUAUCAGAAGUUGUGUCAGUCAAAGAUGAUUCGUCAGGCAUCACUAAUAGCAGCAGCCAUUGUUACUUCCAAGCUUUAUGCCAUACUUCCUUUCCUGGCCCUCUUGUAGGUGGGAGCGCUGCUGCAAAGGAUGUAAAUAAAUGGAUAGAUGAGAAGAUCGGUAAAUGCGAAUCUGCCAGCACAGACUUCCAGAAAGGAGAAUAUCUAAAAUUGCUCUUUUCACUGCUGAAAAUAAUGUGUCAGCAUUAUGGGAAACUUCGAUCUCCUUUUGUUGCUGAUCCAUCACAGGAGGAGAUCGAUGGUCCAGAGUCAGCAGUGACCAAACUCUUUGCAUCUGCUAGAAAUAAUGGUACUCGUUUGACAGAAUUUGGUUCACUGGCUCAUUGUAUGCAUAAUUUUCCUUCAGAAGGACAGAUUCAGGCAACUGCAAUUGAAGUUCAGAACCUUCUUGUCUCUGGUAGAAGAAAAGAGGCUCUCCAAUAUGCACAAGAAGGUCAGCUGUGGGGUCCUGCUCUUGUUCUAGCAGCACAGCUUGGAGAGAAGUUUUAUGUUGACACGGUGAAGAAAAUGGCACAACGCCAGUUUGUCUCCGGCUCACCUUUGCGAACAUUAUGCCUACUUAUUGCUGGACAACCUGCAGAUGUAUUUUCUGCUGAGAAACCUGCCAGCAGCUUCUCUGGUGCUGCAAAUGGACCUCAUGGACCAAGCCAGGUUUUGGGCAAUGGCAUGUUGGAUGGCUGGGAAGAGAACCUGGCGAUAAUAACUGCAAACAAAACAAAGGAUGAUGAACUUGUUAUAAUUCAUCUUGGAGAUUGUCUCUUAAAAGAGAGAGGAGAGAUUAUUGCUGCCCAUACCUGCUACUUGGUCGCAGAAGCAAAUUUUGAAUCAUACUCUGACAGUGCAAGGCUUUGCUUAAUUGGUGCAGACCACUGGAAGAGUCCUCGAACAUAUGCAAGCCCUGAAGCUAUUCAGAGGACAGAAGUAUACGAGUAUUCAAAGGUACUUGGAAAUUCCCAGUUUGUCCUGCUGCCUUUCCAGCCGUAUAAGUUAAUAUAUGCAUACAUGCUUGCUGAAGUGGGGAAAGUUCCAGAAUCAUUGAAAUAUUGUCAGUCAUCAUUGAAGUUACUGAAAAAUUCUAACCGUGUGCCUGAAGUAGAAAUGUGGAAAAAUUUAUUGUCAUCCUUGGAGGAGAGAUUACGAACACACCAGCAGGGUGGAUACAGCUCAAACUUGGCCCCUGGAAAACUUGUGGGUAAAUUAUUCACCUCUAUUGAUAGAUCAAUUCAUCGCAUGAUUGGUGCACCACCAGUACCCCUUCCGCCAAUGCCUCAAAGUAGUCCUCCAAACAGUAAAGAUAACUUUUCUAUGUCCCCCAAAGUAUCAAGUAGUCAGUCAACAAUGGCAAUGUCAUCAUUAAUGCCAUCACAAUCAGUGGAGUCUAUAAGCGAAUGGGCAGGUGACAGCGCUAGGAAAUCUAUGCACAACAGAAGCAUAUCAGAGCCAGAUUUUGGGAGAACCCCGAAACAGGAUGCAGACGGGCAAAGUAAAGCAUCAGGAGCACCUUCAAGGUUUGGGCGCAUUGGCUCAUCACUUCUCCAGAAAACCAUGGGUUGGGUUUCAAGGUCCCGUUCAGAUCGUCAGGCAAAGCUGGGUGAAAGCAACAAAUUCUAUUAUGAUGAAAAACUUAAGAGAUGGGUGGAGGAAGGUGCUGAAUGUCCAGCAGAGGAAGCUUCAUUACCUCCACCCCCAACAAUGCCAGCAUUCCAAAAUGGCACGUCAGAGUACAACAUAAAUAGCGCCCUCAAGAACCCUAGUCCAGUUUCUAAUGGAGUACCAGAAACAAAAGCCCCGGGUAUUCCACCUAUUCCCUCAGAAAAUAGCUCAGGGAUUCCACCUAUACCUCCCAGCCAAAAUCAAUUCUCAGCUCGUGCAAGAAUGGGGGUUCGUUCAAGAUAUGUUGAUACCUUCAAUAAGGGUAAUGUUGGUGGUGGUGGUGGUGGGGCUUUAACAAAUUCUUUCCAGUCACCCGCUGCUCCAUAUGUGAAGCCAGCAAUUGGUGCCAAGUUCUUUAUGCCUGUGGCACCUGCACCUUUGGAUGACCAGAAAAUUGAUUCAUUGGGAGAAACAAUCCAAGAACCCACCAAGGCGAAUGAUCCUUCUUCAUCUGUAUCAAAUGAUGCAUCAUUCUCUUUACCCUCAUCAUCAUCACAAUCACCAUCAUCAUUGCAACGGUUCCCAAGCAUGGACAAUAUUACCCCAUUAACAAACAAAACAUCCACACCACAAAGCAUUAAUGGUCCUUUCUCUCGCACAAGAGCGGCAUCAUGGAGUGGAACUUACUCUGAUGCAAAUAAUCAAAAAAUGGCUGGCAGAAUGAUGUUGGUAAUUGAUAUAAGCAGAAUUGAGUUUGGCACUUGA